AUGGCCUCUGUCAACGGGAGCUUCGUCUCCCCCUCGGCUGAUGCCGUCGUCUCCCCCAGGCUCUUUGAGCCCACCGGUCUGGUCGCCUCCGUCCUCGAGGGCUUCACCGUUUGGAAGGCCUUGUUGACUUUGUUUGUUGCCGCUGUCAUCUACGACCAAUUCCGUUAUCUCUGGCUCAAGGGCUCCAUUGUCGGCCCAGCAUGGAAGUUGCCUUUCAUGGGACCUUUCCUUCAGUCGGUGAACCCCAAGUUCCACGAAUACAAGGCCAAAUGGGACAGCGGUGAAUUGAGCUGUGUCUCCGUCUUCCACAAGUUCGUUGUUAUCGCAUCCACUCGCGACAUGUCGCGCAAGAUCUUCAACUCGCCUACCUACGUCAAGCCUUGUGUUGUGGACGUUGCGCACAAGCUUCUUGGUGCCGACAACUGGGUCUUCUUGGACGGUAAAGACCACGUUGAAUUCCGUAAGGGUCUCAACGGUCUUUUCACUCGCCAGGCUCUUUCCUUCUACCUCCCUCGCAUGGAAGAGGUCUACAACGAGUACUACGCCCGUUUCUUGCGCAUCUCAAAGGAGAACAACUUCAAGCCUACUCCUUGGAUGCCCGAAUUCCGUGAGCUCAUGUGCGCCGUGUCCUGCCGUACUUUCGUCGGUCACUACAUCACCGAAGAAGCUAUCCAGAAGAUCGCCGAUGACUACUACAUGAUCACUGCUGCCCUGGAGCUGGUCAACUUCCCCUUUAUCCUGCCUUACACCAAGGCCUGGUACGGCAAGAAGGCUGCCGACAUGGUUCUGGCCGAGUUCUCCAACUGUGCUGCCAAGAGUAAGGCUCGCAUGGCUGCUGGCGGAGAAAUCUCCUGUAUCAUGGACGCGUGGGUCAAGGCUCAGCAGGACUCCGCCAAGUACCGUGAGAAGAUCGCUCAGGGUAUCCAAGUCGAAAAGCCCGCUCAGGUCCUGCGUGACUUCACCGAUUACGAAAUUGCCCAGACCAUCUUCACCUUCCUGUUCGCCUCCCAGGAUGCCACUAGUGCUGCCUCUACCUGGCUGUUCCAGCUCAUGGCCGACCGCCCCGAUGUUCUCGACAAGGUCCGCGAGGAGAACUUGGCCGUUCGCAACGGUGAUAUUAAGGCCCCUCUGACCAUGGAGCUGCUUGACCAGCUGCCCUACACUCGUGCUGUCGUCAAGGAGACUCUGCGUUACCGCCCUCCCGUUAUCAUGGUUCCCUACCUGGUCAAGAAGGACUUCCCCAUUAGCGAGAACGUCACCGUGAGCAAGGGCUCCAUGAUCAUUCCCUCGGUGUGGCCCGCCUGCCACGAUGAGGAGGCUUACCCCAACGCCGACUCUUUCGACCCUGACCGCUGGAUCACUGGUACCGCCGAGCAGCAGACCAAGAACUGGCUCGUUUUCGGUACCGGUCCCCACUAUUGCCUUGGUCAGACCUACGCCCAGCUGAACCUGAUGGCCAUGAUUGGCAAGGCCAGUAUGGAGAUGGACUGGGAGCACACUCCCACUCCCGAGUCGGAAGACAUCAAGGUCUUUGCCACGAUCUUCCCUCAGGAUGAUUGCCUGCUUGCAUUCCGUCCCCGCCCUUGA
Messenger RNA from Aspergillus luchuensis, 1587 nucleotides. RefSeq names its product C-22 sterol desaturase erg5 (gene erg5). NCBI's taxonomy places the organism in Eukaryota, Fungi, Ascomycota, Eurotiomycetes, Eurotiales, Aspergillaceae. The transcript has 4 exons. Gene Ontology annotation, biological process: sterol metabolic process. The record is from RefSeq and is a predicted model, not a curated record. Bases 1 to 1587 code for a protein of 528 amino acids. Gene Ontology annotation, molecular function: iron ion binding; oxidoreductase activity, acting on paired donors, with incorporation or reduction of molecular oxygen; monooxygenase activity.